Messenger RNA from Mixia osmundae IAM 14324, 2847 nucleotides. RefSeq lists its product as uncharacterized. The record is from RefSeq and is a predicted model, not a curated record. The annotation marks the transcript as partial. Gene Ontology annotation, molecular function: 5'-3' DNA helicase activity; single-stranded DNA helicase activity. Lineage: Eukaryota; Fungi; Basidiomycota; Mixiomycetes; Mixiales; Mixiaceae. The transcript has 5 exons.
UAUCUGAUCCUCCAUCCAGACGUGCUGGUGACCUGCACACGCGUGGCAGAGACGCUCUUCUGCCCGCGCAAAGCGAUCCUGCAAGAACGAUUGAGGGCCACAUCAGAGAUCACAGAGGCACUUGUCUACGGCAACUUGCUUCACGAAGUCAUGCAACGCUGCCUCGUCGCCGGCAGAUUCGACUUGGCUGCUCGAACACAAGCGAUUGAGGGAUUGCUUGCCAACACGCGCUGCUUGGAGCGACUCUGGGCGCUGUCGCUGGAUCGCGCUGCCGUACAGUCUGAGCUCUUAUCGCGAUCAGCCGGCCUGCCUACCUGGGCCGAGCGCUACUGCAACAGCGAGGAACCAAAAGCGGAAGCCAAGCUGGUCGAUCCUCGUUCCGUCGACAAGACAGCCGAGACUCUGAGCUUGCGCAAGAUACUCGAUAUCGAAGAAGACAUCUGGAGCCCACGACUUGGUCUGAAAGGCAAGAUCGACGCCUCGGUCGAGGUACAAGUGCAUGAUGAGACGUCACGCAGCGAUGUCGUUGCGAUCUCGCCGCUCGAAAUCAAAACGGGUCGGAUGCUGUCGAAUAUGAUCCACCGUGCUCAGACGAUGCUUUAUACGCUGCUCAUGAGCGAGAGAUAUGAUGCGCCCAUCGCGCUCGGCUUGCUCGUGUAUAGUCAGCAGGAGCAUGCUUACAAGGUAGACGCUCUUCGCAACGAGCUACGAGGCCUCCUGAUCAGUCGCAAUACAAUGGUCAACUACCUUGCGACUGCGCCAGCGCGGCGCGAGCCAAUCAGCCCGGCGCUCACGCCUUCACAGACCAGCGACUCAACGGGCCAGCUACUGGAUGACAUUGAAGACAAUCUUUUAGCGACAGAUCGACCGGAAUUGGUGCUGCCCGAUGGUCUUGACAAUGCUGCAGCAUGCUCGAGAUGCUUCGUGCGACCAGGAUGCAUGCUCUAUCGCAAGGUAAGUAAGGCAUCUCACGUGCAUUAUGGCGAUGAGCUUCAGAAGAUCUUCGCGAGCGAUACCGACCAUCUUGAGGAGCACCAUGUAGCCUUCUUUCGCAAAUGGGAACGCUUACUCUCAAUGGAGGACAAGGACCAGAUUUGCUACAAGAGAGAGAUAUGGACAAUGUCCGCGCCUGAAAGAGAGCAACAGGGUCGCUGCCUCGCAGACAUGCGAGUCAGGAGCCUCGUCCGGGUAGAAGCUCUGGAGCAGUCCGACAAGAUACAUCGGUACACCUGUGUCAUGUCACGCGGCGAGAGCAUCCUGCCGACUGGUCUGCUGACUUGCCGGUUGUCGCCUGGCGAUCCUGUAGUGGUUUCUGUGCAAGAUGGCGCGACCGCAGUGGCGCGCGGCUUCAUACUUGACGUCACACCGACUGAACUGAAGCUUGGCCUGGACCAUGACCCCGGCAGCUCAUUGCGCGGAUCGAAAGCAGUCAAAUACAGAGUGGACCUCGAAGAGCUACUGGCUGGCACGGGGCGACUACGCGACAAUCUUGCGCAGCUAUUAUACGCGCAUGGAGACGUUCGGCUGCGCGCAAAGGUGAUCGACCUCAUGCCCCCUCGCUUUUGCAGUCGCCAUUCGCAAGACAGUAUCACCACGGGCACCGGUCUCAAUAUGGAUCAGCAUCAUGCUCUUGUCAUGGCGUUGACGGCCGACGACUAUGCACUCGUUCACGGUAUGCCGGGUACAGGCAAGACGACGUUGAUAGCAGAAAUGGUCAAGACAUUCGUCGCUCGUGGUCAGACCGUCCUCUUGGCUGCACAUACGCAUUCGGCAGUCGAUACGCUCGUCAGCAAAAUCUGCUCGUCCGUACAUGUCCUACGUCUAGGUAAUAUCGAUAAGGUCCGUGAAGACCUUCGCCACCUCACGCUCGCCGACAGUGAUAUGCAAAGUCUUGCCGAUGUCGAGCGUAUGCUUAUGGCGCCGCCUGUAGUCGCGACGACCUGUCUGGGUAUCAAUCACAUCGUCUUCUCCCGGCGACGCUUCGACGUGUGCAUUCUUGACGAGGCCUCUCAAGUGCUGCUACCGGUCGCGCUCGGCCCACUCCGGUACGCGGACCGCUUCGUACUCGUCGGUGACCAUCAUCAGCUGCCUCCCGUCGUUCGCUCGCGACAGGCGCGCAAAGAGGGCUACGAUGAGAGCUUAUUCAGUCUGCUGUCGACAGCCCGGCCGGAAAGUGUAGCCCAUCUCACCAUACAAUAUCGCAUGACCGAGCCUAUCAUGCGACUGGCGAGUCAUGCGUUCUACAAUGAUAAAUUGGUCUGUGGCAGCGCAGACACUGCCACGCAGCAACUCCAACUCCCAUUGACAUUGCCUUUCGCGAAUGACUGGUGUUCCGUUCUUUUCAAUCCAGCUUGCAGGUCGAUUGCUGACUUUUUCCGCAGCUGCUGCGUCGGAUUUGUCGAUACCGAUGAUCUACCAGCACGAGACAGCUGGCAGAGCGGCUCCUGGAAUGACUUCGAAUGCACGGUCGUCGUCAAGCUCAUCAACGACUUGCUGGCUCGAGGUAUUACUCAGCAGCAGAUUGGCGUCAUCACGCCGUACCGGGAACAGGUCAGACUGCUCAAAUCAAUGCUGGAUAGUCUGCGCGGCAUCGAGGUUCUGACGGCAGACAAGAGCCAAGGACGAGACAAGGACUGUGUUAUCAUCUCACUCGUGCGUAGCAAUGAGGAGGGUAGCACAGGUGAGUUGCUCAAGGACUGGCGACGUCUCAAUGUAUCGAUCACACGAGCGCGACGCAAGAUGAUACUCAUCGGCUCGCGGUCCACUGUCUCGAGGAUUCCAUUUAUCGACAAGCUCAUCCGCCGUAUUGAGCAGCUAGGUCAGGUCGUCAGACCGUCGCGGCUCUAG